CCUGUAAGCGUCAGAGGCGACCAGUUAAUUGCAACUGGGGAGAGUCGAGGAGCGUGGUGUGCUUUAAACCAAGAGCCCUUCGGUGUUGGUCUGGUCAGCAACCCACUAUGCCGCUUCCUGUUGCGCUGCAGACCCGCUUGGCGAAGAGGGGCAUCCUCAAACAUCUGGAGCCGGAGCCAGAGGAAGAGAUUAUUGCUGAAGACUACGAUGAUGAUCCUGUUGACUAUGAGGCCACCCGGAUAGAGGGUCUGCCACCGAGCUGGUACAAGGUGUUUGACCCUUCUUGCGGACUCCCGUACUAUUGGAAUGUGGAGACAGACCUUGUGUCCUGGCUCUCACCACAUGAUCCUAACUUUGUCGUUACCAAAUCUGCCAAGAAAGUCAGGAACAGUAAUGCAGAUGCUGAGGACAAGUCGGACCGGAAUCUUGAAAAGGUGGACAGAAAUCAUGAGAAGUCAGACCGUAAUCAUGAGAAGCCAGACAGGAGCCACGAGAAGGCAGACCGAAACCACGAGAAGAAUGACAGAGAACGAGAGCGCAACUAUGACAAAGUCGAUAGAGAGAGAGAUCGGGACAGGGAACGAGAGCGGGCAUUUGACAAGGCAGACCGGGAAGAGGGCAAAGACCGACGCCACCAUCGCAGAGAGGAACUGGCUCCUUACCCCAAGAACAAGAAAGUGCUGGGAUUAAAGGUGUGUGCCACCAAGCCUGGCCACUCCACCCUCUUCCUGUACUCUUAAUUCUUUCUUGUCCCCAGGGGUACAUGGUCAACAGGACUCCCCAAGAGGAACGAGGCCAAGACAGGGGCUGACACCACGGCAGCUGGGCCCCUCUUCCAGCAGCGCCCUUACCCUUCCCCGGGCGCUGUGCUCCGCGCCAAUGCAGAAGCCUCCCGAACCAAACAGCAGGACUGACCCCUUGUUCCCUGUAGCUUUGGCAGCUUGUGUUUCUGUGUUUCUUCCUUGUGGCUCUGGGACAGGAGCCAUGGCUUCUACAUGCUGGAUUAUUAUUCCACCAGUGAGCUACACUCCCGGCCCCUUUAGUGUUGUUUAUAAACAACAGGCAAGCCCUUGUUGUUUAAUAAAAGCUUUUUUUUGUGGAACAUA
Mus caroli (Ryukyu mouse) is the source of this 1106-nucleotide messenger RNA. NCBI's taxonomy places the organism in Eukaryota, Metazoa, Chordata, Mammalia, Rodentia, Muridae. The record is from RefSeq and is a predicted model, not a curated record.